Molecule: messenger RNA, 3207 nt
Organism: Magallana angulata
Lineage: Eukaryota; Metazoa; Mollusca; Bivalvia; Ostreida; Ostreidae
Product: coiled-coil domain-containing protein 22 homolog
Exons: 16
Coding region: 39-1955 (638 amino acids)
Biological process (GO): positive regulation of ubiquitin-dependent protein catabolic process
Molecular function (GO): cullin family protein binding
Source: RefSeq, a predicted model, not a curated record
AUUUUCUCCGACACAUGGAAGUCACAUGAUUUGACAAGAUGGAGGAGGUGGAUAAAAUUAUUAUUGUUUCCCUUCGAACAAUCGGCUGUGAUAUUGAAGAUGAAAUAGCCAGCCUGAAGGAGUUCUCCACUGAAUUAAUUGUGUCCUCUGCUGUACAAUGUAUUAAAACAAUCCUAAAGCAAGAUGUGGACUUGCCAAACACCCUACCUGGUGGCAUGUCUGCCAGAUUCCGCAUGGGAACAGGGCUUGCAAACUACAUACAGGAACUGGGAUACAAGGGAGAAAUUGGCUACCAGACAUUUUUGUACUCCAGUGAGUCUGAGAUUAGGAAAGUGUUUAUGUUUUUGGUGGACAGACUGCCCAAGGAUACAGUAGAGACAACAGAGGAACCCAUGGGUUCUUCCGCUUUGCUACAGAGAGCCAUAGCAUCCACAGUAUUACGGCAGAUGAACUCGCCGUGGAUUUCUCCCAAUCUCAAAAAAGAUUCUAUCACAUGGAGGGGCAAACCUCCAAUGUGGCAGAGAGAGGGUUCCUGUGCUAUGUGUAACUACCAUGCCUCCAAGAUGAAGUUCCCAAGUGGGACAGGAGAUCUUACAAAAAAAGUGCCAAAAGAGCUUAAAUCUUACUACUGUGAAUGUCUUCCAUAUAUAACAAAUCAAACAAGAAAUCACAAAGAUACAGCGCCUUCAAUACUAGAAGAAAUAGCAAGUGAAAUAUCUGCCCAACUUGAGUGGGAAAAUGAAUGGAAUAGCCAGGGACUAGCAUCUAGACUAUCUGAACAGGAAUACAAAGCCAAAAAGAGACAGAGAAUACAAAAACGACUAGCUGAAACUCUUCGCCAGGAUUUCAAGAGGAGCCAAGAAGCUUCUUCCUCUCGGUCUGCUCAAGAUCUACAGCAAGUGUUGGACAAGAUGGGGAGUCGAACAUCUGCCGGCAAAACCAAGGGGUCAAGGUUCACUCACACCGAGCAGCUUGUGUUUGCCAAGGAUGAGGUGGUAUCACAGACUGGAACUGAGGCAGAAAAACCUCACACAGAAGAGGAGCUUCAGAAAAAGAGAGAAGAAGAGGUGCUAGGUUUAAAGGAAGAACUAGAGAGCUUAAGCUCAAAACUCGAUCAACUAGAUUUAGAAGUAAAGAAAUACAGUGCUGGUGUGAAACAGAUGGAGGAGGAGAUAACCACACAGACCAGACAGAACAUAGAGAAGGAGGAGAACUAUAAAGUCAAAAAGAGGACGCUGGAUCUCCUACCCGAUGCUGAGAAUAAUAUCGCAAAACUACAGGGAAUAGUAGAUUCUAGUGCCCAGAAGUUAGUGACCCUGGCCAACCAAUGGGAGAAACACAGAGUGCCUCUCAUAGAGCAAUACAGGGAACUGAAAGAGCUCAACUCUAAGAAGGAGUCAGAGGCAGAAAAGAAAUUGGAAGAAAUAAAGGUAUUCCGACAGAAAAUGAAGGAAGUAGCUGAUGAUGCAAGAAGUAAGGAGGAAAUGCUCAAACACUUAAAUGCUGAGUAUAACAGCAUGAAUAAGGAUGAGAAAAGAUCUGGGUAUACCAAGAGGAUGAUGGAGAUCAUGUCCAGCAUCAAGAAGCAGAGGGCUGGAAUAGACAAGGUUCUUACAGAUACCAAAUCAAUACAGAAAGAAAUUAACAGCCUGUCUGGGAAAUUAGACAGGACAUUCACAGUCACAGAUGAACUUAUCUUCAGAGAUGCAAAGAGAGAUGAAUCGGUGAAGAAAGCUUAUAGAUACUUGGCAGCAUUGCAUGAGAGCUGUGAACAGCUUGUUCAGACUGUAGCAGACACAGGGGUGAUCAUGAGAGAAAUCAGAGAACUAGAAGAUCAGAUUGAAAAUGAAAGCAAGAACAAAGUAUUAUCCAACCUGGAAAAGAUAACAUCAGACUACCAGCAAAUGAAGAAAGAAAACCAGUCCAUGGUAGAGAAAAUAAAGCACAAAUCCUGAUGUUGAACACUUUGAUGUUAACUGAAAAAAAAAAUCCUUCAUGUUGACACUUUACCAUUUUAUGCAUGCUGCCUGCAUACACCAUUAACUAUAUUUCUGUGAUAGAACUGAUGUCAAAAUGAUUGGAUAUGAAAGUUUACAUUCCAGCAUAACCAAAUGUGUCUGGCUUGUUUUCAGUAUGUUUGAUUCACAUGUGAAGAUUGCUUUUUUACACGAUUUUUCACAUUAAGUAAGUUGUAAUUGAACAGCGGUAUGAUGCAAGUAUGUUAUAAUUGGUGGCAUUUUCCAUUGAUUGAAAGUAUCAGUACUUAUUUUAAAUGAGGCUAGGAGGUCAAUUACUGUAAGGUUUCAUAGAUACCUCUUUAUACCAAGAACAAAUUUAUUUUUGGAUGAUUAACUCAGGAAUAAAAUGUUCUUAUAUGCUAUUACCGGUAGCUGGUUAUAAAUGAUUGUAAAUUACUUAUUAAAUUGUUUUUGCAUAAAGCUUAAAAAGUAUUAACUUGCUGAAGAAUUUUUUACAAAUUGUAAAUUAUGGUUAAAUUCCUUUUCACACAAGAACAUUCUCACCAUGUAUAUACCAGGUAAUUUUUCAUUCAAUGUAUUAAGAGUGAAGUACAUGCUUCGCUUCUGGUAAAAUGAAUUUUUUGUUUAAUAUAAUUUACAAAGUUAUGCAAACUGAUUGCUUUUUUUUUCCAUUAAGGAGAAUUUCUUGAUUUCCACACAAUACACAACUAAUGCUUAAUUUUAUACAUCAUACAGUGACACGUGAAUUAUUGAUUUACAUGGAAUGCAUAAAUACAGGUGCCAUGUACAUGUAGUUUUUUUUCCUUUGAUUCAGGGAGGGGGAAUGAAAAUGUUUUUUCUUAUAACUUAGAAACAAAGCUUUUUUUCCUUCAAAUAUUAUCACAUGUAACACUUGCUGAACUUGAGAACAGACCACCAAAUUCUGGUGUCUGAUUUCCAAGUUUAAGAAUGCAAAGCAGUUUUAUUUUUCUUCCCAUUUGAUACAAUUUCAUCUUAUCUCAUCAAACCUCAGUAUGAUAGUAAUAGUUUUGGUCUGUUUGGUUUUUUUUGUUAUAUCAUUAAAAUAAGUUAUGCUUGUAUUUGGAAUAAAAGCUAAAGGAUUUCAAGAUUGACAUACAACUUGUGCAAUAUUUAAAAUUAUAUAGUACCAUUAUAUAUAUAACCAAAGCAUUACGUUAGUUAUAUAUACGUGAUAAAACUUUUAUCAAUAAAUUGCUUGAAAUAUGAA